Ceratina calcarata is the source of this 1611-nucleotide messenger RNA. RefSeq lists its product as uncharacterized. The record is from RefSeq and is a predicted model, not a curated record. Lineage: Eukaryota; Metazoa; Arthropoda; Insecta; Hymenoptera; Apidae. The coding region runs from base 805 to 1263 and encodes 152 amino acids. The transcript has 2 exons.
AUGAAUUACGACUACACUGUUGAACAUAGAGCAGGCGUUCGAAUGCGGCAUGUAGAUGCGUUGAGUAGAAAGAGUUCAGUUAUUAUGGUAAUCUAGGAUAAUCCAUUGGAAUGGAAUUUACUAGUUCGUCAAAGUCAUUGUUGAGAUACGUGAUGGUUUAGAGUGUAGUGAGGACAAACUGUACGAAUUACGAAACGGAAUAGUUUACAGAAAGAGGAACGAUAAGUUAUUAUUUUAUGUGCCACGACAGAUGGAAGCUAAUGUAAUUUUCAAAUACCAUGAUGAAAUGGGUCAUCUAGGCAAAGAGAAAACAUGUAACGUUAUAUUAGAAAAUUAUUGGUUUCCAAAAUUGAGUGAGAAAGUGCAAGCGCAUAUUAAGAACUGUUUAAAAUGUAUUGCGUUUUCGCCAGCAUCGGGAAAAGACGAAGAGUAUUUACACAUUGUACCAAAGGGGAAUGUCCCUUUUGCUACAAUUCUCGUGGAUCACGUAGGUCCAAUAGAUCAGAGGCGAGUAGUGGAACAACAUGUUUUAGUAGUAGUGGAUGCUUUUACCAAGUUUGUUAAAUUGUAUGCAACAAAAACAACAGCGAGUAAAGAAGUGAUUGAAUGUUUAACUGACUAUUUCCAAAAUUAUAGUAGGCCAAUGGUUGUAGUUUCGGAUCGUGGAUCAUGUUUCUCGUCAAAUGAUUUUGAACAAUUUUUGGAAGAAAGACAUGUAAAACAUAUCAAGGUUGCCACAGGGUCACCUCAAGCAAAUGGGCAGGUAGAGAGAGUAAAUCGAGUGUUGGUGCCAAUGUUAGCGAAAUGAGUGAUGACGAAGCCGGAAAAUAUUGUUACAAGGUGAUCAAAGAAGUGGAGUUUGCAUUAAACAAUACGGUGAAUAAAUCGACGGGUCAAACACCGAGUAUGUUAUUGUUUGGAGUAAGUCAGAGAGGGAAGGUAAUUGAUGAUAUGAAAGCCUACGUUGAGAACACUGUUACUGACGAUAUACCAUGUGAUUUUAAAGAAAUACGAGAGCAAGCCGCUGAAAAAAUUUUCAAAGCUCAGGAAUACAAUAAAAAGUAUGUAGAUCAGAAAAGGCGUAAAGUUAACGAAUAUGACCAAGAGUUUAAGGGCCCAUAUGUGGUAAAGAGAAGGUUAAGACAAGAUAGGUAUGUUAUUGUUCAUCCAGAAGGGUUACAAAAUUCGCAGAAACCGUAUCAGGGGGUGUGGGAAGCCAAUAACAUGCGACCCUGGAAAGAUACCACUUUAACUGGUGAUUGACAUGCGACCUUAAAGACGAAAAGAAAAGUUAAAGCGGAAAUGUAAUGCUAUAGUUUAAGUAAGUAUUUUUGUAAUGUUAUGUAUGUUUAUAUUACCGUUGCUCCGAGGACGGAUGAAGGUCAGGAAUGGCCGAGUUGUAAAGGCCUGUUCCCAUUACCGUAACCGUAGUGAGAAUACUACGUGGUAUGGGGUGAAAUUUUUGACUCGAGAGAUGCCCCGGCGGAGCCUACAGUACCGUAGUAAAAAAUUUAAAGUAUAGGGAAACCCAUGUAAAAGCACGGGGGCGUCAGAAGGGCCCGCCGACUCGUUCCGCAGAUUAGCGUGAAAAUCCGGGUCGACCGCCCGCUG